This is a messenger RNA of Drosophila nasuta, 969 nucleotides long. It is a transcript of the gene Sf3b6, whose product is annotated as splicing factor 3b subunit 6. The record is from RefSeq and is a predicted model, not a curated record. Gene Ontology annotation, molecular function: mRNA binding. Gene Ontology annotation, cellular component: nucleus; cytoplasm. The transcript has 3 exons. NCBI's taxonomy places the organism in Eukaryota, Metazoa, Arthropoda, Insecta, Diptera, Drosophilidae. The coding region runs from base 284 to 649 and encodes 121 amino acids.
AAAAUUGUGAAACUGGUUUUUGCAGAUUACUGUUAUAAAUUUUCGCUGUUAAUAACAGUGCAGCUGUUAAUAACAUUUUACGGCACUGCAAAAUGGCAUCGUCUUCUUCUUAACAAAUUGUUUUGUUUGGGGUUUGAGGCCAGACAGUCAGAGACCCAUUAAUUUUAAACAAAGGACCACGUUUCAGGACAUUCAUCCCGAGGUCAACAAGCAGCAGCAGCAGACGACGGUCAAGUGAAAGUUUCCCAGCUUAGUCGCAUUUCAAGAGCAGUCGCGACCAGUCAUGAAUAAGCGCAACAACAUUCGGCUGCCGCCGGAGGUGAAUCGGCUUCUAUACGUGCGCAAUUUACCAUAUAAAAUCACAUCGGACGAGAUGUACGAUAUAUUCGGCAAGUUCGGUGCCAUACGUCAAAUUCGCGUUGGCAACACACCCGAGACACGCGGCACCGCCUUUGUUGUCUACGAAGACAUCUUCGAUGCGAAGAACGCCUGCGAUCAUUUAUCCGGUUUCAAUGUGUGCAAUCGUUACCUUGUCGUCCUCUAUUAUCAGUCCAACAAGGCGUUCAAGCGCGUGGAUGUGGACAAGAAACAGGAUGAGCUCAACAACAUUAAAUCCAAGUACAAUCUAAAGACUCCGGAGGCACCCUAAGGCACCACAAAAAAUGUUCGCUUACGCUACAAACUUUCCUCAACAAAUUUUACUUUUGUAACUUUUUUGCUAUCUACUUGUAGAGUUUUUUCCAAAAGAUUUUUGUAUCAUCAAUUAAACAUCAUCACAUCAUCCACACUCAUCUCAACCACCAAAAAACAUCAUCAUGCAUCUUUGCUGAAGUUUUGAAUAUUUCACAAUCAUUACCAAACCGAAGUAUUCGAAAUGCAGCAGGAAAAAACCAACAUAAAACACACAUUCAUAAAAAUAACAAGCAAGUAAAAGUAAAAAAAAAAUGGUAAAAUAAAAUUAGAAAUGAA